AGAGCCGCAUGCAAGUGUGAGGAUAUCAACCUAGCUCUUUCCGACCAUCACUCUGGGAAUGGCAGCGUUCGCGCUCGCUGAUCGUGUCGCGGUGGUCUUGGUGGCUCUCACACUGGCCUACGAUGUCCUGUGUCGCAUUCCUUGGCCUAAACCGAUUCAGCGAGCAUGGAGAACGCUGCACGCACCCUUCCGCAACUUCCUGACUUUGGAGGAUCUUGCGGAGCCUGUGGGCGAUAGAGUGCAUGAAUCCCGUCUCAAGACCAUCUCUGUCGUCGGCGUAGCGAUUAUCCAGGGUGGCGGUUUCCUGGGCUAUUUCGCAUACGCUUGCGCCGCGGGUGAUGGGGACGGAAUGGGCUGGCUUUUGGUGUCUCUGGCAUGGAUUUACACCGCGUUGAGGCUAACGUUGCAACCGCCCUCGACCCCGCCUUACCUUUCUCUGACGUUCGCCCUGCUGCAAUGCAUCUGGCCUCUCGUCGAACUCUUUAUCGACUUGGUCAGGGCUGGAACGCGAAGCAGUCUCUACGUAUCCGCGUCUUUGCGCAUCGUUGCCCCGGUCAUAUUCGUCAGCAUACUGUCUAGCCUCCCCGUUGCACCAAUCGUGCCUGCUAGAAACGUGGCUGGAACGAAAGACGUAUCUUCCUCGUCGCUUUCGUGUCCGGAAGACAAAGUCACGUUGUUUGAAUGGUCAACUUUCACCUUCGUCGAGCCUCUACUGAGUGCAGCAGACAAAGGCCGACUGAACGACGAGGACGUUUGGCAGCUAUCUCCGUACUUCAAGCACAAGAAUCUCUUCAACAAAUAUCUUGAAUACCGCACACAACAUCCGACGCAUUCACUCAUCCGAUUCUUGCUCGUGUCCAACUCCCUCGAUCUGAUUUUAGACAUUGUUAUGGAGCUCUGGGCAUCCACUGUUGGUUUCGUCCCACCCUAUGCUUUGAAAGAGAUCCUUGCUGUCCUGUCCGAUCCGACUUCCGAAGCUCGCAGCACAGCAUACUUCUGGACGCUGAUUGUAUUUGUUGCUCAUCUCUCGUUCGCGCAGGUAGAUCUCUUCCAGGGCUGGCAUCAACGUCGUUGCUAUGAAAGGACUCGAGGGCAAUUGUUUUGUGCUCUUCAUUACAAGUCUCUUGUGCGUGAAGACAUGAGUGGCAAGGUCAAGGAGAAAGAGGCCGGUCAGGACGAGCCGGAUAAUGCGAACCUUGGUCGGAUCGUGAAUUUGAUGCAAGGAGAUUCAUAUGCUGUUGCCCAGCGAUUUUGGGAAUUCAAUGGUAUAUUCAUGGCCCCAAUUAGGCUCACGAUCGCACUUGUAUUUCUGUAUCAGAUCCUGGGAUGGAGCGCGUUGUCGGGUGUCGUCGUCGUGCUUGUGGCUUACAUCGUGACCUAUCCACUUGCAAGAUAUAACGUGUUUGUGACACGUGAAUCCUGGAAAGCCAAAGAUGGCCGGAUGGAGAGGGUCAAUGAGCUGCUUCAAAACAUCCGCUUCCUCAAGUUCUUUGGUUGGGAAUACAAGUGGGCCAGUACUGCCUCUAUCGCCCGCGAACGAGAACUUGGUUGGCGGGUAAAAGAGAACAUCAUUGACACAGCGAUCUCUUUUAUCUGGACAUGGAUCCCUUCUGCAACGGCUUUGACAUCAUUCUUAUGCUACACCCUCAUUGCCGGAGAGCGCUUAACUGUGUCCAAGGCGUUCACCGCUUUGGCACUCUUCUCGCAGCUGCAGGAGCCAAUGACGGCACUCCCGGGUCAAUUCUUUGCGUUGCUGCAUGCUUAUGUCUCUAUGCAACGGAUAGAAGCGUUUCUUGCUGAGGAUGAAGUACCCAAGUGGGCCUCCACUCUCACGAACACAGAGGAGCCUUCGACUGACGGUAUCGGGUUCAACUCCGCUGUCUUUGAAUGGCAGGUACCUCCCAAAACCGUUGUGGAAGGGACACGCUUCAGACUUGGUCCUGUCAACACCUUAUUCCCGGAAGGGAAACUGACGCUGGUCAGCGGUGCUACGGGUUCUGGCAAAACGGCGCUACUGUCCGGACUGCUUGGAGAAAUGCACUGCAUUGAAGGCCGUGUACUCCUCAACAAGUCACACCAUCACAUCGCGUAUUGUGCACAGAACCCAUGGCUCGAACAUGCUACUAUCCGAGACAACAUUGUCUUCAACUCUGCAUUUGGCUAUGACGAAGAGCGUUAUCAAGCUGUGAUCGAAGCUUGUGCUCUUGUGCACGAUCUCACCAUUCUCGAGGCUGGAGACAUGACCGGCAACACAGAGAUUGGGGAACGCGGUGUUACACUUUCAGGUGGUCAGAGAGCUCGCAUUGCUCUUGCUCGUGCAUUCUAUUCUCAAGCCAAGUGCAUCUUACUCGACGAUCCUCUUGCGGCUGUGGACAUGCAUACUGCAAGCCACAUCGUGGAGCACUGCUUACGCGGAAGAUUUGCACGUGAUCGCACUAUCAUCCUCGUGACCCACCACGUGAGCAUCUGCUCACCGGUGGCACAUUACAUCAUCGAACUAGCGGACGGUCGUGUGCUGCGCGAGGGAACAAUCAAGAGUUUCGAAGAAAAUGGCACAUUACAGAAGGUUGUAGAGAUGGAAGACCAAGGCGGACUCGGGCAAUCGAUUGUGGUGAUGGAACCUGUCAAGAAAGCCCCUGCAAACGGGAAACUGAUUGAAGUCGAAGCUCGUGCAGAAGGACGAGUUUCGAUGCGAACUUACAUGACUUAUGUUCGAGCUGCUGGCGUCUGGUCUUGGAUCGUGACUCUUCUGCUGAUGCUGCUCAUCCGAGUGAUCAACAUCAGCAACCAGAUCUUUCUUGCCAGCUGGGGAGAGGCGUACGAAAAGAGUUAUCUGCGCGCUGUCAUCACCGCCGGUGGCUGGACGCUUCCCUGGUCAAAUCUGCCUUCUCCAGAUGUGGAUGUCAAGCCGUGGCUGAUGGUCUAUCUCUAUAUUUCUCUGCUCGGUGCAUUCUCUGUAGUCUUUUAUCUCGGAUUGGGCUACUAUGCCAGUCUACAGGCUUCUCGGGCUCUGUUCCGAUCUCUGCUUUCCCGAUUGACGCGGGCGCCCGCUCGAUUCUUCGAUGUCACUCCGAUCGGACGAAUAUUGAAUCGCUUUACGACUGACAUCAAUACCGUGGAUGGCGCGCUGCAAAACUCGGCACGACAAUGCUUGAGCGGAGUUCUGAACUUUGUGGCAUCAUUCUGUGUGAUUCUCGCGGUUGUGCCCACUUUCGCUCCCUUCGCACUGUUUAUUGCGUGGCUGUAUGUCCGCUUGGCUCCCAGCUAUGUCCGUGCAUCUCGGGAUCUGCGCCGUCUCGAGUCAGUCUCGCUCAGUCCGGCCUUUGCUGGAUUCGAUGAACUACUGCGUGGAAUCACGCAUGUCCGAGCUUUUGGAAUGGAGCGAAUAUACCAAGAUCGCUUCUACACCAAAGUCGACAAGUUUCAAACGUUCGAUCAUGUCUACUGGCUCGUCAGUGGCUGGCUCAGAUGGAGAUACGACUGUCUCGGGUCUCUGGUUGUAUUCGCCACUACAAUUUUUGCCUUGUGGAUGGGUGUGAGUGAUGGAGCCGCUGCUAUCGUCAUUGUACAAGCGGGCAUUUUUGCAGAGGCUAGCAGACAACUUGUCAGAGUCGCAGCUCAACUCGAGCUGGAUUUCAACAGCGUCGAGCGUAUCGUGGAAUAUUUAGAGGUUCCACAAGAAGCUCCUGCCAUCGUCGAAAAGAAUAGGCCUCCUGCAUACUGGCCUUCUGAUUCUGGAGAUGUCGUCGUCGAGGAUCUGGAGGUUCGUUAUGCCCCGGACUUGCCCUCCGUUCUUCGGAAGGUGUCUUUCAGAAUCAGCCCGUCAGAAAAGAUUGGGGUGGUGGGCCGAACGGGAUCAGGCAAAUCGACUCUUGCGUUAUCCCUGCUACGGAUGGUCGAGCCGAUUGCCGGAAGAAUCCUGCAAUAUCGACGGGGUGGACAUCUCUCAAAUAGGUCUCGAAGAUCUGCGAACGAGAGUUUACAGACCAUCGUCAGUCAGGACGUUUCCCUCUUUUCUGGGACCAUCCGUAGCAAUCUGGAUCCGUUGGGGCUCAGUUCGGACCAGGAAUGCCUGGAUGUCCUAGACCGAUGCCACAUCACCGCUCUACUGAAGCAACACGACAGCGGCAGCGAACAGAGUCUGCUCGACAUGCCUGUGAGCGCGGGGUCCCUGAGCGCAGGCGAGCGCCAGCUCCUGGCUCUCUCCCGUGCUAUUCUACGAAGGACGAAUAUCAUCAUCAUGGAUGAAGCGACUUCUCAGAUCGACUCGGAACUUGAUGAUCAGAUUCAACGCACAAUACGCGAAGAAUUGUCGAGUGCGAUUGUGCUCACCAUCGCUCACAGACUGAAGACCAUCAUCGAUUACGACCGGAUCUUGGUAUUGGCUGAUGGCCAGCUGGUCGAGUUUGGAACCCCACAGGAUCUCUUGAGAUCGCAGGGCGGUCUAUUCCGAGAUAUGUGUCGGAAGAGUCCCGAUUGGCCCCUUUUCGCAUCUAUAGCUGGCCACGAGCCACCGGAGUUCUUCUCGACUGCCAUGCCCUUUCGCUUGCGAUGGUAUCUCUUCCUAGCUGUGCACUCGCUGGUCAUUGCUGGUCCGCUCCAUCACGCUAGAAAUGACAUGGGCGGACUGGGAGGUUUGUUCGGUGAUGAAAGCUACUCCACCUCGAAUGACCCGACGAUCGCCACCGAUACACUUGAUCUCAGUACCCCUCGCCGGCAUCCUCAUCUUCCAGAGAAAACGGCGAACGGCAUCGGCGAGCUUCUUGGUACUGGGCUGUUUGGAAUAUCGUCCUCUACCACCAUUCCUUCUAUCACUCCAACCUCGCUUGGUCUUCUACCCACAAGCACCAACUCGCAAAUCACCGAAACUGGGCGGUCAGACUCGUCCGCUUCGCAAGCCCCUUCGUCUACUACCACUUCAGCACAGACGACAACGGCAAGCGACCCUGUGCUUCCAGCAAGUGGAGCGAGCGAUGUUGCAAAAUGGAAGGUUGUGGGAAUCGCUACACUAGGCGCUGUUGUGGUCUCUGCGGUGCUUCUCGCUAUCGUCUACUUCGACACCUGGUACGGUACGCUCCUUGCUCUGUUCGGUAAACAGCACGACUUCGGCAAAGAAGAAAUGGUUCCGGACUGGGCGAAGGGAGAAUGGGAAUUCAAGAUCGCUAGUGAAGAUGGUCACAGGUAUCCGACCAUGUCAUCCCUCGAAUCCAUGACCAAAAAGGACCUGGCGAGUCCUGUUCCGAACGCUGCCCCCGCUUCACCUCAUCCGGCGCAUCUGGGUCCGCUGGCACGGUUGUCUAUGUACUUGCCGUCAUUCGAUCCACAUCCUCUCGACCCUCUCUUUCGUCGACCGAGUGCCUCGAAACGUUCCAUACGAGACCGAUAG
This is a messenger RNA of Mycena citricolor, 5386 nucleotides long. Lineage: Eukaryota; Fungi; Basidiomycota; Agaricomycetes; Agaricales; Mycenaceae. The record is from the annotation of a GenBank genome assembly.